UUCUAACGACUUCUACAUACAAUUCAAAUAUUCUGGGCUCACAAAAAUAAAUUAUUAAGCCUGGAAACAUAUUUGAACUAAACUCGAAACUCAACUACUCCCCUGCUUUUUGAGACAAGUACCUGAGGUCGUGUUGUUUUUUAAAACCAUUCAUUCAUUGAUUUUGUUGAGUGAACUGCAUGACUUCUGAGAGAAAGAAAACCCGUCUCUCAAACGAGUUAAAAUGCUGUUAUCAACAAAGACCCCCAGGGCCCUGGCGGCCAUCUUUGAGAGUCCCAGUGAUGACGAGGACUUCCUGGGUUUCGCCGUGCCAGUGCUGAGUGACAGCGAGUCAGACAGCCUAGCCUCCGAGGACUCUGGGAAGCCGGCCAUGUCUUUCAGGUCAAAGUUUGUGACCUCUGAGUUGGUUAGUCUGUUUAGCCAUUCCGACAAUGAGGGGGAGGAGUUUGAGGGCUUCAGUGAGGAAGAGGAGGAGAAGAGGGGUUCCAGAAGCAGGACGAAGGCUAUGUGCAUAGCGGAGGAGAGUGAUGAGGACACAGGGUUCUACUCCGAGGGGGAGGAGCCAGACACACACAAGAGGAAGAGUCUCUGUGUUGCCUUCAGGUUUCCCACAAAAAGACUCUCUGCCCAGAAAGGGGAGGCACCAAUCAACGCCGCCCCUCCGGAGAGGAGAACCAAUGAGAGGCUGCAUCUGAAAAGGGGUUUGUCUCAGGAGUCCAGUGGGAGGGAGACACAGGGUCAGAAACCGCCSCCCCAAAAAGGGGCGGUAGGAAAAGAGACCACGGAGGUCGAGUCGCGGGUUCUAAAUAAACGAGCCAAGAACAUCCAGGAGAACAAAGCCAUGUUGGCCAAGCUGUUUGCUGACCUGACCAACAUYUCUGAAGUCACCUCGUCUCCUACCAAGAAGAGGCGUGUGAGUGAGAAGCCGCCCCCUCGUAGACGCGGUGUGUGUGAGGGGAACGAGAGGAGGAACCCAUCGCGUGCGGCCAGACCGCCAGAGAAGUUUGGGGUGGAGGAGCGCAGUACCUCCCCUUCACGACACGACCGAUCCGUGAGGACUAUCGACGUCGGGAAACUACUGGAGGUGGACGAGCUGGGUAGAAGCAGGAAGAAGAGUAGGGCGAGCAGCGGGAAGAAGAGGAGAAUUACCCAUGUGAGAUCAGUGGAUGAAAUCACAGAGGAAGAGCUGGACAACGUGGCGCAACGCGCCAAAGACAAGAUACUGGACAAGGACCACGGCAGCACGUGUCACCAGUGCAGACAGAAAACUCUGGACACCAAGACGGUCUGUCGUAGUGGAGUGUGUAUAGGGGGCAAAGGUCAGUUCUGUGGGCCCUGUCUGAGGAACCGCUACGGAGAGGACGUACACACCGCCCUGCUAGACCCGGACUGGGAGUGUCCUCUGUGCAGAGGAAUCUGUAACUGCAGUCUGUGUCGACGAAGAGAAGGACGCUGUGCAACCGGACAGCUGGUCCAUUUGGCUCAACACAAGGGCCACAGCAACGUCCAAGAUUACCUGGAGAGCAUCCAGAAAGAUCUUAGAGCCUAGAGACAAGCAGACAGCGCCCCCGUUGGUUAGUAAUAAUCUCUCCUUUCCCCUGAAGUGUACACUCGUUCACUUCUUCCCACAAAUCUGAAAGCAUUGGAUUGGAAGAGGCAUGGGAUAAAAGAGGUUUCCACCAUAUUUCUUACACCAGUCAUUCCCCUAUAAAUCAAUAAAUGGAAGUGAACAAGUGCACACUUUGUAAGGAAGGUGAGAUAAUUAGGACGUAGUCACACUGACGCACAUUGUCCUAACAAGUGCACACUUUGUAAGGAAGGUGAGAUAAUUAGGACGUAGUCACACUGACGCACAUUGUCCUGCUUUAAUACCGCCACAGUUCAGACUAGAACCCAGGGUGUUCCUCAACCUCUGCCACAGGUCCCUCUGACACCUUAUUUAAUCACAGUCAUGUUCAGUAGGUACACAACGCUUUGAAACAGGAGGUAGUACCUGACAUUCUGCAGUAAGAACAUACUUAUGUAAGUAUGUUCUUAAGUAUUUAAGAACAUACUUAAGUUUUUAUUUGGACAGUGACGCAGAAACUUUUAAUUUCUGUCUAUCCACCAUUUUGGAUUUGAGAUCAAAUGUUUUAUGAGGCGACAGUACAGAAUGCAGGGGUU
Molecule: messenger RNA, 2163 nt
Organism: Salvelinus sp. IW2-2015
Lineage: Eukaryota; Metazoa; Chordata; Actinopteri; Salmoniformes; Salmonidae
Source: RefSeq, a predicted model, not a curated record